Molecule: messenger RNA, 4035 nt
Organism: Ceratina calcarata
Lineage: Eukaryota; Metazoa; Arthropoda; Insecta; Hymenoptera; Apidae
Gene: scny
Product: ubiquitin specific peptidase 36
Exons: 6
Coding region: 362-2956 (864 amino acids)
Biological process (GO): regulation of apoptotic process; protein deubiquitination
Cellular component (GO): cytosol; nucleus
Molecular function (GO): cysteine-type deubiquitinase activity
Source: RefSeq, a predicted model, not a curated record
GCAAAUGGCGGACAGUGACGACAGUCCUCGUUGAUCCGCGUGCCCGUAACCGGAAAACCGGAAUAGUUUUUACGAAAGAUGUACCGUGGAUCGUGAGAAACGUGUUCGAAGCGUCGUUUACAGGGAAGUAACGAGCGGUUUUAGCGUGUACGGGAUUGAAUCAGAGUAAGUGUGGUAAAAAAAGUGCGGGAAAAGAUGACGCGCGGCAACCAGCUCGCCGCUUCGUUUCUCAAUCGAUAAUACCAUCCGCGGGUUUAUUAGGUUAAAAGCGAGUGGCUCGCAUCGAAAUAUGUGAGGGAGUCGCGGUUUGCCUUCGCGUUCCAAGGUAAACAAAGAAACGACUGAAUUUUCUAUAAGAAGAAUGCCUGCAGUGAGUAUUUGUGAUCCAGUGUCGGCGACUCUACGCCGUACACUGGACACUAGCCAGUCAAAGGGUCAGGAUGAGCUGUCAUCAUCGCUAGUCACAAGUGCCUCUCGGAUCCUGCAGUCUGAAGUUCAAUACAAAGAGGUAAAUGACUAUCAGAGCGCGAUAUUGGAUCAGUUGAAGGCCAAGUACACCGUGUUGAGCCUGCCAAACUCUGAGAACGAUGAGAAGAAGGACGGCAUUGCAAAGAAGAAGGGUCCGUGCUUGCCAGAGCCUGCGGUGACUCUGUUCUUGGCGAAGAAAGUCAGCCUCGGUUGGAAAGGCACGUUUCCUGUGGGCGCCGGCAUGUUUAAUGUCGGUAAUACUUGCUAUUUAAAUAGUACGCUUCAAGCCCUGUUCCACGUGCCUGCGUUGGUCAAUUGGCUCCUGUCCGACAGCCACCAUAACUCGAAAUGUGAACAGAAUGAUGGAGCAGGCGAGUGUCUUACGUGCGCUAUGGCCAAGACUCUGCAGUUUAGUCAUCAGAAGUCUGGAUGCGCUAUUAAACCUUUCUACAUUUAUAAUAAACUAAAACUAAUUUGUAGGACAAUGGUGCCGGGCCAGCAAGAGGACGCCCAUGAGUUCCUCCGAUACCUCCUCGAUGGCAUGAAGAAAGCCUACCUCACCCGGCACAAGGCUAACAAGCUCGACAACUACUCCAAAGAAACGACGCCGAUCAACCAAAUAUUCGGCGGCUACGUCCGCACCGAAGUCAAGUGCCUCCAAUGUCGUCACGUCUCGACAACGUUCCAACACUUCCAGGACUUGCUCGUGGACAUAAGAAAGGCAACUACUCUAGACGAGGCCCUCGCAACCUAUUUCAGUCGCGAGCAAUUAGAAAACAACGACUACAAAUGCGAAGCAUGUAAACGUCGAGUGCCGGCAACGAAGCAGUUCAGCGUCGAACGAGCGCCAAAGGUCCUCUGCGUCCAACUAAAACGAUUCAAUGUGCUCGGUGGAAAAAUCUCGAAACAUAUUAGCUUUAAGCAGACCAUUGACAUGGGGCCGUACCUUUGGAGAGAGCCCGGCGAGCCUCAGCAGUCCCUUACUUACAAACUGACUUCGAUGGUCACUCACAUGGGCCCCUCAGUUAACUGCGGGCAUUACACUGCCGUGGCCAAGGUCUCCACUGGCCAAUAUUACUCUUUCGACGAUUCCUGCGUUAGGCCGGUCAGCUUGAGCAAUGUUCUAAGUACAAACGCUUACAUCAUGAUCUUCGAGAUGGAACCGAGUAAUUUGAAGGUGAACGGCAGCAUCAGUUCUCCGACUAUUUCUCCAGUUUCCCAAUUGAACAAAUCGACUGUAGGAACGCCGAAAGCUUCUACUUCAGGCUCGGCCGUAUUGAAUGGCUCCGUAAACGGCUUGACGAGCAAAGAGGAGGAUGUUGAGAAGAAUUCUAGUAACGGGGUUCAAGUGAAGGGUUCCGGUUUCAUUGGACCUCAGUUGCCGCAGAAGAUGAUGGAGAAACAGCCGAGGUUGAUCAUGCAUAUUAAGAACGGCAGGAUUUUGAACGGGAAUUGUCUUGUGCCGUACGAUGGUUCGAGCGAGGAGGAAGAGAAUUUGACUAGCUCCAACGGUUCAGUAAAGAGUAUGGUUCCUGUGAACGUACCUAAUAGUAAGAGUUCGCCCGUUAAGAAAGAGAAUCCUCUGGCGAAACCUGUGAACAGUACGAAGGAGGCGCAAAAAUCGUUGACGAAAAUUAAUGGGAACGAGAUAGUAGGCAAGGUGCAGAAGAAUGGGGCUAGUUAUGCAGUUGUCAAGUACCAGAAUGAGAAAGCAGAGGCGAACGGUGGAACUGUGAAGAGUAGUAAAUGGCAUCAGACUGUUCGGGGGUGUAAGGACGAGGAGAAAGUUGCUACCAAGGCGAGUAGCAUUAAGGGGUGGCAGGUGUCGAAGGAUACCAGUUUCGGAUCGGCAACUUCGCUCACUGCGCCCAACGGAUGGUCCGUUACUGACAAGGAAGAUAAUAAAUUACCGCAAGGCACGAGCACCAGUACGACGACCAGCACCAGUACCGGUGCGACUAUCGAUGUGAAUAUAAAUUCUAAUACUACAACAACAACAACACCUAGCGCAGCGGCUGUGAGGAACUUCAAUGGGACUAACCAGUCGGACACCGUCUCGCACUUGCUCAGGAUGUCCCUUAGACGAUACGGGAACAGCGUGGUAAACUGGAACGGCAACAGGACAUUGAUAGACCGGGAAGUAGAUGCCGAUCGUCGAGAGGAACGGAAAAGACACUCGAACGCGGAUGACGACGAUCUCGACCGCGGUCGAGUUAAGAAGCUAAAGACUCAUCGAUCCUACGACGACAGGAGUUCGUCAAGUUACAGUAAUCCUUUCCAAGAGUACCAGGAGGGUAAAACGUGGAACAGCCACCGCGCGCCUACCCCUCGCUACUACGAUAGAGGCCUUAGACAUUAUUACAACACCUCGGGACACGUCAGGCAGUGGGCGUUGUUACAGAACCUCAGGACUCGACAGAGACACCCCAGAAAUUACAGACCCCAGCAUUAUAGAUACCAUUCGCGAGCUCACUGGCAACGGGGAUAAACGCGGUAGAGCGCAGGGGACAGAAACAAAUCAGAGAAGAUUUCUCGUUGAGAACUAAAAUCCAGCUCGUUGUCGAUGCUUAAAGGAGAUAGGAAAUAGUUAAACGAGAGAAGAUUCGGAGGAAGCUGAAGUCUGGGGAAGAGGAAUUUGACUGGAAUGGACGGAGGGAGCCGAGUAAUGAGGAGUUUGACUCUUGAUCGAAGCUUUUUGAUAGAAGAUCGUUGAGGAACGAAAGAAACUUUACCAGAGGAUCUUCGACUACUGAGGAUCGAGCAAUAUAUUCUAUGAGGAUCGAGGAAAUUACGCAGUGAUAGGACGUUUACUUAGGAUUAAACGAAAGAUAGGAGUGAAAACGAACGCGGCGCAACGUUGAAAUUCUGAACCCUCGUAGUCUUUUAUAUAUAUAUAUAAAUACACACACAACUUAGUUGGAGAAUAUUGGAAUGAAGAUCGACUACUGUUUUUUAUUUAUCGAGUUUCAGACGUUGCUAGCGUUCGCAGAAUUAGAUAUAGUAAUAUUAAUUAUUAUUCCAUUUGAUGAAAUAUUAUAAAUAAUUAAUUUUGACACGGUUCUUCGUGUUUCUUUUUUCCAUUUUCUUUUGAUUCGUCGAUCGAUUUGCUUGCAGACGGUUUUCGUUUUAGAGAGAAUUAUUAUAGUCUGGAUUGUAAGGCAAAGUAAUUCUAUAUUAUAGAAACCAGGGAACUUUUAUUGGAAGGCAUUAGAUGAUCUGUGUUGUGAGAUAGAUAGGAGGUCUCCCUAUGGUGGAAGGAGAACAUAGAUGUACAGUUGCGCGUACUAAAAGAAAUCGUGAAUAUAUCUUAAUAAAACUUGGAAGACUCUUAGAUAGGACCUUCCUGCAGGUCUCUCCCUAGUUUCAUUAAAUCUCGUCGAUUAUAACAAAAAUUAUUGCAAUUUGAAGCGUAUUCGUUGUCCUUUCACCAUAGGCGAAGCUGUCCGUUCCGGAUUGAUCGGAGGGCAGCGAGUCUAUGUUAUAAGACAGAUCGUUGUAUAUCGUAAGGAAGAAUUGUAAGAGAUGACGAAACGAUUGGCGAAUGAAGAUGAGAAAACUUGUUCGGUG